Molecule: messenger RNA, 3405 nt
Organism: Pistacia vera
Lineage: Eukaryota; Viridiplantae; Streptophyta; Magnoliopsida; Sapindales; Anacardiaceae
Product: nucleolin-like
Exons: 11
Coding region: 76-2634 (852 amino acids)
Cellular component (GO): nucleus
Molecular function (GO): mRNA binding
Source: RefSeq, a predicted model, not a curated record
AAAACAAAAGAAAAUCAGUUUCACUAUCCUGUCAGUAUUCCUGUGGUUUACUUUAUUGCUAUCUAGGGUUAAUUCAUGAGAACCCGAAAUGCUGACUCUGCGAAAUCAACCGCCACCAAAAAGACGCCGCCGGUGAGAAAAGCUGCCGCUAAAGUUUCUCCAACCUCAUCGGAAUCUGUGACACCCAAAAUUGUGGAAACAACGCGUGGUUCUGCAGGCAAAGCAAAGCAAGCAAAGGCCAACGACACGGCACCUCCACAACAUGCUACGGGUUCUGAUUCCAAGUCUGAUCAAUCAGCAGUUGAAGAAGUGAAAGCAUUUGCUGAAGCUGCCACAAUGACCCCAGUUAAAAAAGCCACUGUUCCGGGCGCGAGGCCAGGAGCAAAGAAGAAGCUAGUGAAGACUAAAACUCGUGCUUCCGAGAAAGCUGUGAAGGCAAGAGUAGAAGAAUCUCUAAAUGAGGAAUUUACUGUUGAAAACGUUGGAGAACCUAUAAAGCAGAAAGAAAACAUAGUGGAAGCAGAAGAACCUGCUGUUGCAAAUGUCACAGAAAGCACAAAAGAGGAGGGAACUGCUGCUGAAGAUGAUGGGGAAUCAGUUAAGGAGGUAAAAACAUCAGUGGAAGAAGAUGCUAUUAAACAUGUUGGGGAUUCUGUGAAGAAAAAAGAACCUCUUGUUAGGGAGAUUGCAAAAUUUAAUGAGAAUAAAGAACUCAGCUGUUACAACAAUGAAGAGCAAGGGGAUUUUGUGAAGCAAAAAGAUCCCGUUAUUCUAGGGUUUGCAAAAUCCAAUGAUAAUAAAGAAGCGAGCUUUCAGAAAUAUCUAAAGGAUGUGGAGGAGGAUGAUGAGAUGGAAACUUUCGAUGACGAAGAGGAGCCCAAGAUCGAGCUUAUGGACACCAAAGAAAACAUGAAAGCCGAGCUGCUGGGAGAAGAUGCUGAACCUGAACAGGAUGAGUAUGGCAGUUUUGAGAUUUUUGAAGACUAUGGUGAUCAAGUAGACUAUGGAGAUCAUGAGGAGGAAGAGUUUGCAGAGGAUGAUAUAGAGGAGCCUACUGCAGAAACUGACACAUUGGAAGAUGAACACAGGGAAUUGAAAGCAAUUGCAAGAGACCGCAGGAUUAAGAAGGAGCAUGAGAUAUUUGUUGGUGGUUUGGAUCGUGAUGCAACGGAGGAGGAUGUGAGAAAGGUUUUUGAGAGGAUUGGAGAUAUAGCUGAAGUUCGGUUACACAAGAAUUUUGCAACAAAUAGGAACAAGGGUUAUGCAUUUGUGAAGUUUGCAAACAAGGAGCAUGCACAGCGGGCUUUGUCUGAGAUGAAAAACCCUGUGAUUUGUGGAAAGCGAUGUGGGACUGCACCAAGUGAGGACAACGAUACGUUGUUCGUGGGAAAUAUCUGCAAUACAUGGACAAAGGAGGCUAUUAAACAAAAGUUGAAAGAUUAUGGUGUUGAAGGUGUUGAGAGCAUUACUCUUGUCCCAGAUGCUCAGCAUGAGGGAUUGAGUCGUGGUUUUGCAUUUGUUGAGUUCUCUUGUCAUGUUGAUGCCAUGGCUGCAUAUAAGAGGCUUCAGAAGCCUGAUGUUGUGUUUGGCCACCCUGAGAGAACUGUCAAAGUAGCUUUUGCUGAACCUUUGCGGGAACCUGAUCCUGUAAUAAUGGCUCAGGUGAAGACCGUAUUUCUUGAUGGGGUUCCUCCUCACUGGAAUGAAGACCAAGUUGAGGAGCAGAUACAAGGUUUCGGGGAGAUUGUACGCAUUGUCCUGGCCCGGAAUAUGUCAACUGCUAAGAGGAAAGAUUAUGGUUUUGUUGAUUUCUCAACCCAUGAAGCUGCUGUUGCUUGCAUCAAAGGUGUAAACAAUAAAGAAGUGGUUGAUGGCAACUCAAAGGUAAAACUGAAAGCAAGGCUAUCAAAUCCCAUGCCAAAAACUCAGGCAGUGAAGGGUGGAAUGUGUGGUGGAUAUCGAAUUGGUCAUGGUGGCAGUGGAACCUUUUCCAGAUAUGAAAGGGGUUUUGGUCGGGGUGGACACCACUUCAACUCUGCGAAUUUCCAACGGGGCAGGGGUUUCUAUCAACGAGGACGCGGACAAAUUGGUAGAAUAGGUCCCAAUGACUACGGCCUUGAUAACCGAUACACAGAGUUUCAUGGGAGGCAAUUUAUGGGACGAGCAGGAGGAAGGAGGGGUUCUUUCAGAGGUGGUCAUCAUACAUCUGGUAGAUCAAUGGCUGCAGCUGGCCCAUCAAGGCCUAAUCCCAGUAGGCGUUGGCUUGAUGUCCCUGACAGAGGGCAUGGGGAUCAUUUUUCCUAUAGGAGGCAACCAUUUUCUCCAGAUGAAGAUUUUGAUAGACGUUAUGUUGAAAGACAAGUUGAUGACCCUUAUUAUUAUGAUGACCGUGCACAUGGUGUGAAGAGGCCAUUUUAUGCAGUAGACCAUGAUCCUGAUUAUAUGGUGUCCAGUAGAGUACGCCCGCGGCUGGACUAUAAUGAUCCUGCAGUUUCACUUCAUGGAAGUCGUUAUCGUGAUGAUUAUGGAGCUGGCAGUGGUCUCUACUCGGAUGAUUAUUAUGUUUCUGAUUAUGGUGCAUAUCCACCUUAUUAUGGGGAUGAUCGCUCAUAUGGAGGUGGUUAUUACUACUAGACUCAAGAACCUUGGGUUCUUGCACAAUUUUGUCUAGGUGGGCUUGGAAAUGCUGGAUGCUGGGCUUGCUGCUUAAAAAUAUGGUUGCAGUCUUGUUUUUUAUACUCUUUUUUUUUUUUUUUGAAAGUAUCUUCAUUCUGCUUUUCCUCUGUCUUCCUUCCUCUGUACUUCUCUUUCCUGUUCUCUUUUUAUCAAUUAUUAGUAGAACAUUUGGAGUUUAAUUUGUAUAGUUAGGUUACGUCUCUGAAGGAUCUGAAUUAAGAAGCUUAUAUUACUCCUAUAUUGUGGAGAUUCAGUAGAUGUCUGCUCUUUCUGCUCUAGGUGUGAAGUGCUUGUGGAUUUUUGCUAUGGUUGGUUGUGGUAAAGGGCAGUAUCAAUUUCCUUCUAUUUUCAUGAUCUACAUAAUGGAUCAAGCACACAUAGUGAUGGUUAAUGUUGAAGCUUUUGAAAGGAAAUAGACUGGGUGACUCUUUCUGGAAGUGGAAAGUUCAAGCUAAGGUUCUUCUUAUAUUGUUACCAGUGCUGAAGUUAGUUUAAACUUUGAAUGCUGAUGGAGGCCUUACAGAGAUCUUUUUAAAGUUUUUGCAGAGAAAUGAAAAAGUGUAGACCUUUGUAGGAAUAAUGAAAUCUGAACCCUGCCUGGUGAUCCAAAGUUUAUUAUGGAUAGAAGGGGAUGUGUUUAAUCAAAUUUUAUGGUUACUUGAGUAGAUGUUGUAGUGUUUAAAGAUGAUUUCAUCCUUAUUAUGGUUAAUUAAAACAAGUUCAUGGCUA